CGCAAAAGAUGGAACAGUGGGGUUGCGGAUUUUCCAACUUACAGGAGUAGACCUUCUACUUCCACGUAUAUGACUAACCGAACCGUCACCAAUCUCCCCUUUCUUCUCAUACAUUUAAUUUCUACAAGACUCUCCAGCUAAAUCAAACAUUUCACUUCACUUGUUGGAUUCUGCUCGCAUCUUUUUCUCAAUUCUAAGCUACCCGCCCACCAUUUGAAAUUUGAUGUAACUUUGAAUUGAAGUGACAACACAUAGACAGACCAUGAGCCGGUCAAGGAGGUUCUUGGAUGCUUGUGAAAGUGGAAGGGGAGAUGGGAUAAAACUUAAUGAUCAAAGAGGUGAUAGGCGAAAAAGUUUUCUUGAUCAUGAAAUUUCCCAACUCACAAAGAUAAGAUCAAACCUCCAUGACAGGAUGAGACAGCUGCUGCUUCAUGGCAAGGGAAAAGAACCAGUUUCACCUGUUAAAAUGUUGGCUGCUAGGGAAGGGAAUUAUAGUGGUAGAGGAAGAUUUUCAUCAUCCGACUGUUGUCAUCUUCUGACCCGGUAUCUUCCAACAAAUGGUCCUUCUGUAGUUGACCAAAUGAGGAGCUGUGCUUAUGUUUCACAGUUUUCAACAGAUGGUUCUCAUUUUGUUGCUGGAUUUCAGGAAAGUCAUAUUAGGAUAUAUAAUGUUGAUCAAGGCUGGAAAAUCCAGAAGGAUAUUAGAGCAAAACAUUUAAGAUGGACAAUCACUGAUACUUCGCUUUCUCCUGACCAUCGUUUUCUUGUUUAUUCCAGUAUUUCACCCAUUGUUCAUAUUGUUGAUGUUGGAUCUGGUAUGAAACAGUCUGUUGCAAAUGUUACGGAAGUUCAUGAAGGCUUGGAAUUUUCUUCCCCUACUGAUGAUGACGAUUAUACAUUUGGAAUAUUCUCUGUGAAAUUUUCUACUGAUGGACGAGAACUUGUUGCUGGCAGUAGCGACGCUUCAAUAUAUGUUUAUGAUCUUGAAGCAAAAAGGCUAAGUCUCCAAAUUCCAGCUCAUAUGUCUGAUGUUAAUGCUGUAUGCUUUGCUGAUAAAACUGGACAUCUCAUAUAUUCCGGAAGCGAUGAUAGCCUGUGUAAGGUUUGGGACAGGCGUUGCUUUGGUACCAGAGGUCAAGCAGCUGGGAUUCUCAUUGGACAUCUAGAAGGCAUUACAUAUAUUGACACUCGUGGAGAUGGCCGGUAUCUCAUCUCAAAUGGGAAAGAUCAGGCUAUCAAACUCUGGGAUAUAAGGAAAAUGUCUUCUAACAUUAAUUACUCCCCAAGGUCUAGAAGUUAUGACUGGGAUUACAGAUGGAUGGACUAUCCGGAGCAUGUUAGAAACAAGAGAAACCCACAUGACCUAUCAUUGGCUACUUAUAAAGGCCACUCAGUCUUGCGCACCCUUAUACGUUGUUAUUUCUCUCCUGCACAUAGCACAGGGCAAAAGUUCAUCUACACUGGAUCAAGUGAUUCUUCUGUCUAUAUCUAUGAUGUGGUGAGUGGAGCUCAGAUUGCAAAACUUGAUUACCACCAGGAGCCGGUGAGAGAUUGCAACUGGCACCCUUACUACCCUAUUCUCGUUAGCUCUGCAUGGGACGGUAUCGUUGCUAACUGGGAGUUUCCUGGUACUGGUACAAGCUCAUUGCCAGUGAAGCCGCGAGCCAGACGAUAUAGGCGAUCUUAAGUUGCUACUAGCUAGCAGCAUGCAGAAAGAUGUUUUUGGAGUACACAGAUUUGAAAUAUGCAAAGCUCAAGUCUAUCCAUGUUCUUUCUGCACAUUGACAUGCUACCCACAUGUACACGUGUACUCUGGUUAACCCGAAUGGGAUAGUCCCAAUGGCGCCAAUAGGUAGAACUGUAUUUAAUGUCACCGAGUUCAAAUCGUAAUGGUUGCCUAGUUGGGCAUACUCACUAUUAUGUGAAAAGGGAGUAGUGUGCUGUGAUUCUAAUGAGUUGAUAGUACAGGGGUUCAUUGAAAAUUUUAUGAAUGAUUAUUGUAAAUAGUCUCAUUUAGAUUUCACCCUAUUUACUUUUAGGUGUGUGAAGUUAGAUUGGGAGAUGCAGUAGCAAUUUGUGGAUUCA
Messenger RNA from Capsicum annuum, 2085 nucleotides. Its product is annotated as LEC14B homolog. Gene Ontology annotation, molecular function: protein binding. The record is from RefSeq and is a predicted model, not a curated record. Gene Ontology annotation, biological process: proteasome-mediated ubiquitin-dependent protein catabolic process. The transcript is spliced from 10 exons. Lineage: Eukaryota; Viridiplantae; Streptophyta; Magnoliopsida; Solanales; Solanaceae. Bases 263 to 1687 code for a protein of 474 amino acids. Gene Ontology annotation, cellular component: Cul4-RING E3 ubiquitin ligase complex.